Branchiostoma floridae (Florida lancelet) is the source of this 1039-nucleotide messenger RNA. RefSeq lists its product as uncharacterized. The transcript has 6 exons. The coding region runs from base 16 to 960 and encodes 314 amino acids. The record is from RefSeq and is a predicted model, not a curated record. Gene Ontology annotation, molecular function: biotin binding. NCBI's taxonomy places the organism in Eukaryota, Metazoa, Chordata, Leptocardii, Amphioxiformes, Branchiostomatidae.
ACAAAUUGUGCCAAGAUGAACUUUGCACUCGCGUGUUAUCUAUCAAUCCGCGGCGCAUGCGCAAGAAUAUUUGGCCAAGAAGAGUCCACAACAACAGAGUCAAUAACCUCCCCAACUGACGGUCUGACGGAACAGCCAACACUCACUCGUCCGUGCUUCAGAUCUUGUCUUUCUUUACAGUUUCAUACAAUUCCAGUGAACAUGAAGAUCGCUGUACUCUUGGCGGUCGUGGCCAUGGUCACCUUGUGCAACGCCGUCGGUGUUCCUAAUGCGUUCAACCCCUCUACCGGCGAGAUGAUAUCCCGCCAAAACUCGCAAGAGGGCGCUCUUGAACAGUCACCGGAAGACAACAGCACCGAAGACAUGGACGAAGACUCCGAGGAACGCGCUUUCUUGGAGGAAGUUCGGGAGGAAUUCAUAGAAGAGAUGGAAAGCAUGGUGAGGGUGUGUACGUGUGUUGAGGAAUCCAUCGACACGGAAAUCUCCGAAGUUGAGACUAGCCAGGACACGAGCGCCCCCAGGCCUCCUCUGAAGCGCGUGCGGACCCAGAAGACGAAGUGCAGCCUGGAGGGAGCGUGGCGCAAUGAUCACGGCUCGGAGAUGGUGCUGAACAUGACCGGGGAGGGACACAUCACUGGGGAGUACAGGACUGCCGUGGAGAGCAAGCUUGGCGCUGCCGGUACUGGUCCCAGUCUGAUCCGCGGGGCGGGUUCCCGGUCCGGAGCGUCCACCUUCGGCUUCUCCGUGGUGUGGCGGGGCGGAGCUUCCACCACAACCUGGGCGGGACAGUGUCUCAUCUGUGACGGGCAGGAGAUCCUGGAGACCACCUGGCUCCUGGUGGGCGAGGUGGCCGGCUGCGAGGACAGCUGGAUGUCCACCAGGGUUGGGAAGGACACGUUCUACCGCAUCCCCAAGCAGGAGGUCCGCAAGUACAAGGGACAUCUCGUUCCCAGGGACUAGUGGCCUCGCUCCCAUGGUCUAGUGUCCUCAACAAAGACCACGAAGGAUUCAAAGAUUAAUAAACAUGGAGGAAAAUGAA